ACACAAAUCAAGACAGACACCAACCAGAACACAACACUUCACCUUUCAGAGUUUGAAGUCUCCGUCAACAGUUGUCAUUGAAACACCACACAGUAUCCUCAACCAACAAGAUUCCAACUUUGAUUCCCAAUCCGCAAUUUCAACAACACCCAGAAACGUUUCCACUUGAAUCCCUCGAAAUUCACACCCACCCACCUCAGAAUUUUUGGUUUCACCUCCUUCCAAGCCAUGAAUUUUAGGAGCCUGGAAGAUUUCUGGGCCUUCUACAUGAACCAGCACUCCAAGGCUUCCACAAGGCGCUGGCACUUCGCAGGAACACUCUUCAGCAUUCUCUUUUUCUUUUGUUCCCUCUUGUUCAGUUGGUGGUUCUUGCUCCUUGUCCCUUUCUCUGGGUAUGGAUGUGCCUUCUAUAGCCACUUGUUUGUAGAGAGGAAUUUCCCUGAGACUUUGAGACACCCCUUUUGGUCCCUCAUGUGUGACUUCAAGAUGUUCGGGUUCAUGCUCACUGGCAACAUGGAUAGGGAGAUCAAAAGGCUUGGGAAGAGACCUGUGCUGCAAGUGUUUUGAUUUUUGUAUAAGCUUUUGGUGAUUAUUAUUGUUAUUAUUAUUAUUUUGAAUAAACAUUGAAACUGGAUUUUUUAAUGUAUUUUUUUAGAAUUUUUUUUAAUUGCUUUAAUAAGUUAUUUGGGUGUGUGUGGAUGAUUUUGCUGUAUAUUGUGGCUGAAUGGACCCAAUAUGUGUGUGAUGAUGCUGCAACUUGAUGGAGUGUGGUGAGACAGAUUUUGUUGAGACAUUAUAGCUUAAUAGGUAAGUGGAGCUAAAGGGAAUCGGAUGAAUAUGGUUUAA
This is a messenger RNA of Glycine soja, 846 nucleotides long. RefSeq lists its product as uncharacterized. Lineage: Eukaryota; Viridiplantae; Streptophyta; Magnoliopsida; Fabales; Fabaceae. The record is from RefSeq and is a predicted model, not a curated record. Bases 229 to 567 code for a protein of 112 amino acids. The transcript has a single exon.